AUCCCUCGGUGCGAGGCUUUAUAGGGAGACGGUGCCGGCGACCUGGGACUUGGGAACAGCGCUGGCAUUUGCUCCGUCCAGCCGCUGGUGUGUAGCUAGGCUCAGACAUGGCUGCCGGAGAGGAGGGAGGGCAGGCGAGGCAGAUCGACCGUGCGAGCGAGCCGGCGGUGGCCGCGAGGAGGAGGAAGCCGCAAGGGUGGAAGUGCAUGCCCUUCAUCAUAGCAAACGAGACGUUCGAAAAGGCGGCCUCAUUCGGAGUGGCAGCAAACCUGACAACGUACCUUGUGAAGCGCUUCAGCAUCGGGCAACUUCAGGCGACCAACAUAACCAACAUCUUCUUCGCCACGCUGAACCUCACACCACUGCUAGGCGCCUUCAUCUCCGAUUCCUACCUGGGAAGGUUCAAAACACUAGCCUAUGGGUGCUUCGCGACCCUCCUGGGGAUACUGGGGGUGACUUUGACUGCAUCACUUCCUGCCCUCAAACCGGCGAUAUGCAAUCAAACAUCCCAAUUAGGUGGACACUGCAAUAGUCCAUCAACACUGCAGCUGGGAGUGCUAUACCUUUCCCUAGGGCUGCUAACUAUUGGUGGUGGAGCAAUACGGCCCUGCAGCUUACCUUUCGGAGUAGACCAAUUUGAUCAGACUGAUGAAAAGAGUCGAAAGGGCCUAAAUAGCUACUAUAAUUGGUACUAUGCCACAAGUACCGCUGCUCUGGUGUUCUCUAUGACUGUUCUCAUCUACAUCCAGACAAACAUCAGCUGGGCAAUAGGAUUUGGCAUACCCACAUUCUUCAUGUUUUUCGCAAUUAUCAUCUUCUUCGCCGGUGCCAGAUUUUAUGUCCAUGUACCACCAGAGGGAAGCAUCUUCACUGGAAUUGCGCAAGUUUUUGUGGCAUCAUUUAAAAAGAGAGGACUCAAUCUUCCAUGUUCUUGUGACAUAAGCGAACAAGAGUUGAUGCUCUACAACCCUCCCACAAGGGGCAUCCGCAUUUUCAGACUGCCACUUACUUCACAAUUCAGGUUUCUGAACAAAGGUGCAAUUAUGCGGGAUGGUGAUAUAAACGAUGACGGUUCUGCAAGAAACUCAUGGGAACUCUGCAGUAUCCAGCAAAUAGAGGAAGCCAAAUGUUUGAUAAGAAUUGUGCCUAUUUCUUUUUCUGGCAUCCUAUGUUUCGUUGCAUUGGCUCAACAAUUCACCUUUAUAAUAUUGCAAGCGUUUACCAUGGACUGUCACCUAGGGCCACACUUUGAAAUUCCUGCAGGCUCUGUUACAUCCAUCUCACUUAUUGCCCUAAUUGUGUUCAUCCCCAUUUACGACCAACUUAUGGUACCGCUUGUAAGAAAAUUGACUGGGCUGGAAGGUGGAAUUACACUCCUACAGAGACAGGGUGUAGGAUUGGUGAUUUCUCCAAUUUCUAUGGUGGUAGCAGGACUUGUUGAGCAUAAAAGGAGGGAUUCAGCUUUGUCUAAUGGAGGCAUAUCAUCUAUGACAGUUUUGUGGCUUGCACCCCAACUGGUUUUAAUGGGUAUUGCUGAGGCCUUCAACGCAGUUGGACAAAUAGAAUUCUACAAUAAGCAGUUUCCAGAGCAUAUGCAAACCCUAGCAGGAUCCUUAUUGUUCUGUACUAUAGCUGGAGCAAACUACGUUAGUACUGCGCUGGUAAAAAUCACAACAAAGGUUACUGCCAGAAAUGGUAACACAAGCUGGUUAACAGAAAAUAUCAACAAUGGCAAACUUGAUUAUUACUAUUAUUUUAUUGCCAUCCUGGGAGUACUGAAUCUUUUCUACUUCCUUGUAUGCUCUCACUAUUAUCAAUAUAAGGUCAUGUCAUUCCAUGCUGAAGAGUCCAUCAAAACACAUGCCAAGGAAGCAGCAGCUACAGAGAUCGAGAUCGUCACAAGUGCACCAAGCAAAUGAAUAUUUCAAGGGCGAUUUAUAAUAUGCAGACUUAGUGACAAUUAAGAUUCAGUUUGUAAGAUGCCUUAUAGUAACAUAUUAUCUUAUGAACGUUAGAGAAGAAGUGAAUUACAGUUCAGCCAGCCAUGGUGACUCUGUUAUCCAGACAACAGUAAAUAAGGUCUAUUAUUUUGGAACUCCAUUAAGUUUUAACAAAGUCUGUCAUACUUCAGUAGAAGCUAAGGAUGCCUGUAAUAUGUGUAACAUGUAAGCACAGGCAGAGUACACCAAUUUCUUCACAGA
Panicum hallii is the source of this 2201-nucleotide messenger RNA. Its product is annotated as protein NRT1/ PTR FAMILY 2.13-like. Gene Ontology annotation, biological process: transmembrane transport. The coding region runs from base 108 to 1919 and encodes 603 amino acids. Lineage: Eukaryota; Viridiplantae; Streptophyta; Magnoliopsida; Poales; Poaceae. Gene Ontology annotation, cellular component: plasma membrane. The transcript is spliced from 4 exons. Gene Ontology annotation, molecular function: transmembrane transporter activity. The record is from RefSeq and is a predicted model, not a curated record.